Messenger RNA from Sungouiella intermedia, 930 nucleotides. Lineage: Eukaryota; Fungi; Ascomycota; Pichiomycetes; Serinales; Metschnikowiaceae. The record is from the annotation of a GenBank genome assembly.
AUGGCCGAAAUAGUGCUUGAGGAAAUCUCGAAGAUCUCCAACGUUCUUGAUGCGGUACCAAUGAAGCCCGGAGUGGAAGCCAAAUGCUUCUUUCUUGGAGUCUACAAACUUACCUUCCAGGAUGUCAAAAGCUUAGAACUCACAGAGCCUCGGUGGGAACAGCUUCAUCCGGUCGCUGUCAACAAGCUCUUGAAGCUCGGAAUCUCGUUUGGUAAUUUGGUCAAGUCUUUUCUGUUGGAACAAUCUGCGUACGAAAGCAAACAGGCCCAAGAAUUGAAUAUGAGAAAGAACUCUCGUCAGGGCGUGGAUCCCUUUUUGGAAAACUAUCGCCCACCAAAGUUGCCAGUUGCUCCACAUUACGUGAAUUUUUCCCGGAAUUUUUUUCUCUUGUUGAAGAAUUUCGAUAUUGGAACUACACAACAAGUUGAGGUCAAACGGAGCCGAAACUCGCGUGCCAGCUCAGGAUUUGGUGAUUCAGACACCCAGUCAAAUACCGGGUCACAGACAACCACAAGCUCGGGCAUGAUUGGGCUGCCCAUCAAGUUGAAUUCUCGCCAGUUGCUUAUCGAGAAGUUGGAGAUAAACAUCAAGCUUGACCCGUUGUUCACCAUGAAAAUCGUGCUCAAGUUAUUGGUGAGCAUGUUUACCAUAGUGCGGGCGCUGGUGGACAGCAUUGCGGCUGAUGAGGUGAGUGAGCUUUCUGCCAUCAAAGCAUACUCGGAAAACUCGUCUAUCUUCUCAAAUAACUCAAGUACGUCAGGAGGAAAUCUGGAUCCAAUUCUGUCAAUGGACGAGUACGUUCGAUUGAUAAAGGAUAUCAUAUUGCGGGUCAAUCUGGGGAUCGUGGAUCCACUCAAUAACAUGCUACUAGCGGAGAUUGUUGAGCCUCGUGUUGUAGCCAGUUUCCUGAGUCUUGCUAAUAACAUAUAG